GCCCUAUGGCGGUGGACGGCCAUGACACCCUCUUUGCCGCGUCAGAACUGGAGGCCUCGAGCUCGCCGUCCGCAGACCACAUCGUGGCCAAGAGCCUGAAUUGCAGCGUGAGGCUCGUCCGCCUUGAGGAGCUGACUGGGCAUCAGGGCGGCCGCAAGAACCGGCCCGGUGUCUUGUGUGGAAAGGUUAUUCGCAACGAUGCCAAUAUGAUCGUCCACAUGAGGACCCACUCCGGGGUGAAGCCCUACAAGUGUGACCAAUGCACGAAGCGGUUCAGUCUUGGCUCCAUCCUGAAGCGCCACAUGAGGACUCACUCCGGCGAGAAGCCCUACAAGUGUGACCAAUGCACGAAGUCUUUCUGUCAGAAAGACUACCUGAAUAGCCACAUGAGAACUCACUCCGGCGAGAAGCCCUACAAGUGUGACCAAUGCAUGAAGUGCUUCAGUCUUGGCUCCAUCCUGAAGCGCCACAUGAGGACUCACUCCGGCGAGAAGCCCUACAAGUGUGACCAAUGUACGAAGUCUUUCUGUCAGAUAGACUACCUGAAGAUCCACAUGAGGACUCACUCCGGGGUGAAGCCCUACAAGUGUGACCAAUGCACGAAGUCUUUCUGUCAGAAAGAGUACCUGAAGUUCCACAUGUCGACUCACACCGGUGAGAAGCCCUACAAGUGUGACCAAUGCACGAAGUGUUUCAUUCAAAGCUCCGCCCUGAAGAUCCACAUGAGGACUCACUCCGGCGAGAAGCCCUACAAGUGUGACCAAUGCAUGAAGUGCUUCAGUGUUGGCUGCAGCCUGAAGUUCCACAUGUUGAGUCACUCCGGCGAGAAGCCCUACAAGUGUGACCAAUGCACGAAGUGUUUCAUUCAAAGCUCCACCCUGAAGCGCCACAUGAGAACUCACUCCGGCGAGAAGCCCUACAGGUGUGAUCAAUGCACGAAGUGUUUCAUUCAAAGCUCCGCCCUGAAGUGCCACAUGAGAACUCACUCCGGCGAGAAGCCCUACAGGUGUGACCAAUGCACGAAGUGUUUCAUUCAAAGCUCCACCCUGAAUCGCCACAUGAGAACUCACUCCGGCGAGAAGCCCUACAGGUGUGACCAAUGCACGUUGCGCUUCGGUCGUGUUUGCAACCUGAAGAUCCAUAUGAGGACUCACUCCGGCGAGAAGCCAUACAAGUGUGACCAAUGCAUGAAGGGCUUCAGUCAGACAAGCAACCUGAAGAUCCACAUGAGAACUCACACCGGCGAGAAGCCCUACAAGUGUGACCAAUGCAAGAAGUGCUUUAGUCAGAAAGACACCCUGAAGAUCCACCUGAGGACUCACUCCCGGGGGAGGCCCUGCAUGUGUCUGCAGUGCGAUGCCAGCUACAGCGACCCAAGCAAUUUGCGUGUGCACAUGCUCAAGCACACUUUGGCACGGGGUAGCGGGACGCUUUGAUUGAGACCUCUGUCCUGUAUUGGUUGAAAUUACUGCUUUUAGUUUUUCUUUUCAUUACGAUUAAAUGCUUUCCAAUUUUGAUUUGCUUUCUGUUUUUAUUAAUAAUUGAUGUCUGUGUUGAAUAACUUAUUUCUAGGACAAAGUUGAUUGAAGAUGAUCCAUUUUAAAAGGUCCCUGGUUAAAUGUCUAGAUCUCAGUGAUGCUCAGUUUAAGCCGGUCCUCCCUCUAGAAUGCAGCAUUAUUCUAACGGGACAAAGUCAGAAGAUUCCUAGCAUUGGUCCCCCUUCACUCUCUGUUUGCAGCGGCGGCUGGUGAUCCAAUUCGUGGGUGGGGUGCAGUAAUGGACGGGGGUCCUCCCCAAGAAAAUAUAGAAUUGGUUUCUGGGAUGCCCACUAGCUAAAAAUUUAUUCUGAUU
Gadus macrocephalus (Pacific cod) is the source of this 1851-nucleotide messenger RNA. RefSeq names its product zinc finger protein 501-like. The transcript has a single exon. The record is from RefSeq and is a predicted model, not a curated record. Gene Ontology annotation, molecular function: RNA polymerase II cis-regulatory region sequence-specific DNA binding; DNA-binding transcription factor activity. Gene Ontology annotation, biological process: regulation of transcription by RNA polymerase II. The coding region runs from base 6 to 1436 and encodes 476 amino acids. Lineage: Eukaryota; Metazoa; Chordata; Actinopteri; Gadiformes; Gadidae.